Molecule: messenger RNA, 3387 nt
Organism: Eurytemora carolleeae
Lineage: Eukaryota; Metazoa; Arthropoda; Copepoda; Calanoida; Temoridae
Product: serine proteinase stubble
Exons: 9
Coding region: 139-1248 (369 amino acids)
Biological process (GO): proteolysis
Molecular function (GO): serine-type endopeptidase activity
Source: RefSeq, a predicted model, not a curated record
AAUCUAACGCACUUCAUGUGAAAAAUUGGUUUAGAAUUCCUUACGCAUUGCGUCAAGUAUGGACAGCGCGGAAACGUACGCAGUAGUAGAGCUUGCGUCAAGAGCUCCGGAUCCCUGAAUUAGGAUUAAUGGGAAGAGAUGUUGGAUCUAAAAUAUAUAUUGGUGAUUCUUCUAGUGACGAAAGGUUCUUCUACGUUUUUCCAAGAUCCAAUCAAACGAUCAACAUGCAUCAUUAGUGGGGGCAGCUGUGAGCCUCUAAUCAACUGCAUGAUGUCUAUGGGAAUUGCUGCUUCAACUUGCGGAGGAUUUCUUUCAGUUUGCUGUGUAAGACCGUCAACGGUGAAUCGUUGGUUGAAUGAUUACCGGGAAAACGACAUCAUUAACAACAACUAUCAUGAAGUAAAGUCGAAAAGUACCGUGAUUAACGACCCCAAAUGCGGGAACCGUCCUACCGCCAACCGGCGGGUGAUUGACGGAUCAGAUGCUGGGUUUGGAACCUUCCCCUGGCAGGCCCUGGUGCGGAUAGGGAAAGCUAAAUGCGGCGGAGUUUUAGUGAACCGUCAACAUGUGAUAACAGCGGGACAUUGUGUCAAGAAUAAGGAUAAGGAGACCAUUAACGUUACCCUUGGGGAGUACCAUAUAGGAGAUCUCCUGGCUGAUGAUGAAUAUCUACCAAGUGUAACCUUCAAGGUGUACAGUGUAGCAGUACAUCCACAGUUCCAGUUCAGCCCUGCAGCAGACAGGUAUGAUGUUGCUGUGCUACGGUUGUCCAGUCCUGUACACUAUGCUCCACAUAUAGCACCAAUAUGCUUACCUAGAGCAGGACUUGAUCCAGAGCCCGGAACAGUAGCUUAUGCAGCGGGCUGGGGAGCUAUUAUUACAGAUGAAAAACUUGGCCCACUAGGAUUCCUGGUCCCUAAGGAACAGAAACGACCUAAAGUUCUCCAGGUGGUGGAUGUUCCACUGAUCGCCAAUGAUCAGUGUGAGAGCUGGCACAGUAGGAAGGGUAUAUCCGUCCACCUGUACCCGGAGAUGCUGUGUGCCGGAUACAGGUUCGGAGGAAAGGACUCCUGCAAGGGAGACAGCGGCGGUCCACUCAUGGUUCGACAGAAGGACGGACGAUGGGUCCUCGUGGGAUUAGUCUCAGCCGGCUUCUCCUGCGGUCAACCUGGACAACCAGGAAUAUAUCACAGGAUCUCCCAGACAGCUGCCUGGAUCUCGUAUAUAGUCAACGGUGGACUAAGUUAAAUUUCUGUCAGCGCACAGUGAACAUAUUAAACAUUUAUAAUUAUAAACAAGAAACAAAUAUGAUAGAGGUUAGUUUAUUUAAAACCAAUUUUGGUAAUAAAUUUGCUACCAACACUGCUCAAGCCAGAUUCGAGCUACCAGUGCUGUGUUUCUUCAGAUUCCAGCAAAAAAAUACUUGUUUUUGUUCCGUUUCCAGAUCCAGAAGUGGUUCUAGUCAGUUUCCAGCUACCCAAACUGGUUCUAGUCAGUUUUGAGCUACCCAAACUGGUUUUUGUCAGUUUCCAGCUACCCAAACUGGUUCUAGUCAGUUUCCAGCUACCCAAACUGGUUCUAGUCAGUUUCCAGCUACCCAAACUGGUUCUAGUCAGUUUUCAGCUAACGGAACUGGUUCUAGUCAGUUUCCAGUCACGAGAACUGGUUCCUAUCAGUUUCCAGUUACCAGAACGGAUUCUGUGAAUUGUAUACUAUCAGGUCUGGAUUCAAACAGUAUCUAGCUACCAGAGCAGUUCUUAUCAGUAUUUGGCACCAUAACUGGUCUGGUCAGAUCUAGUUUUAGUCUGUAUCUAGCUACCAGAACUGGUAAGAACUGGUUUUAAUCAGUAUCUAGCAACCAGAACUGGUUUUAAUCUGUAUCUAGCUACUAGAACUGAUAUAAAUAAGUAUCUAGCUACCAGAACUGACUUUAAUCAGCAUCUAGCUACUAGAACUGGGUUUAAUCUGUAUCUAGGGACCAGAACUGGUUUUAAUCAGUAUCUAGCUGCCAGAACUAGUUUUAAUCUGUAUUUAGUUACAGAACUGGUUUUAAUCUGUAUCUAGGGACCAGAACUGGUUUUAAUCUGUAUCUAGCUACCAGAACUGGUUUUAAUCAGUAUCUAGCUACCAGAACUAGUUUUAAUCUGUAUUUAGUUACAGAACUGGUUUUAAUCUGUAUCUAGGGACCAGAACUGGUUUUAAUCUGUAUCUAGCUACCAGAACUGGUUUUAAUCAGUAUCUAGCUACCAGAACUAGUUUUAAUCUGUAUUUAGUUACAGAACUGGUUUUAAUCUGUAUCUAGGGACCAGAACUGGUUUUAAUCUGUAUCUAGCUACCAGAACUGGUUUUAAUCAGUAUCUAGCUACCAGAACUAGUUUUAAUCUGUAUUUAGUUACAGAACUGGUUUUAAUCUGUAUCUAGGGACCAGAACUGGUUUUAAUCUGUAUCUAGCUACCAGAACUGGUUUUAAUCUGUAUCUAGGGACCAGAACUGAUUUUAAUCAGUAUCUAGCUACCAGAACUGAUUUUAAUCAGUAUCUAGCUACCAGAACUGGUUUUAAUCUGUAUCUAGGGACCAGAACAGGUUUUAAUCUGUAUCUAGCACCAGAUUGCUUUUAAUCAGUAUCUAGGGACCAGAACUGGUUUUAAUCUGUAUCUAGGAACCAGAACUUGUUUUAAUCCGUAUCUAGGGACCAGCACUGGUUUUGAUCUGUAUCUAGGGACCAGAAUUGCUUUUAAUCUGUAUCUAGCUACCAGAACUGGUUUAGCUCCGAGCUUUUUUACCCUGUUUCAAAUCAGAUUAAUUGUAUUACUGGGUUAAAGUCAAAAGAAAAACAGGUCCAAUACUUGAAGAUCAAGGUUGGGAAAGUGAUUGUUUAUAAAUGUUUACAUUGAUUAUUGUUUUCUUUAGUUGCAAAAAUAUUUAUUUUUGAAAUAUUCUUGCAAUUUUAGAAACUUUAAUAUAUAAAUUCGACAUUAUUCAUCUUGAGAUUAUAAUCUGUAGUUAAAUAUUUGUUGUCGGUUAGAUUCAUACAGUUACUGUUAUGUUAUUUUUUUCAAACAUUUUAUUUUUAAAGCAACCAAAGAAUUUUUAAUUAAUAGUUUUGAUUAUGAGAUUUAAUUUCCAUAUCAGAAAUCUAUCUUUUGGUUAUUAACAACCGCGAAUGUACAACUUAAAAUCCUGGGCAUUAAAAAUUAGUUUUUAUAACUAUUUAUUAUGUAAUAAAUUUGUUUAUUUAAGUUUUAAGUUAAUUAUCCAGUAUAGUCGACUAGUAGAUUCAGGCCCGUAGCUAGGUAUUUUUCCAAGGGUGUAGCACAAAGUUUAAAAUUGAAGAUGGGAAUAGAUAAAUUAUAAAAUUGAAGAUGGGAAUAGAUAAAUCAUAAAAUU